UCACUUGACUGUGCUCCGCUCUAUGAUCGGAGCUUAAGAAUACGCAGCGUUGAAAACAGGUUAUGUCUCGAUCUGUUUCCUCUUAUUGUGCAAUUUGAUCUGUGUCAAAGCGCGAGGGGUAACCGGUACCCGGUUCCGUGCACUGAAUCGACGAGGAACUAAGGGAAUCGAGGUAGCGAAACGUUUCAUGCGUAGCUUGCCUCUGCAUUAAUUUUCAAGUAAACACGUGCACGACAGAUAUAUUAUUGUCCCGCUUAUUGUCCCGCUUCAUAACAUCCGAAAUCCUCGGGGGAGACGCACGGCCGACAUGGAGGACAAGCUGUUGCAGAUGCUCCAAGAUGUUGGGUACACCGGGCCGAUGCUUGACACCAACAAGCUGUCGGAAGCCCUGAAACUUGGCGCAAAAUCGCCGAAUUUCACCGGUCUCGUAAGCUGGCUCGCCGAGCAACUGGCGACAUUCGUAGAGACGGACGAGACCGUUAAUGCCACGUCCAGCCCGGACGACGCUAGUUCCUUUCUCUUAGAGUUAAGCUUCUUUCUUAAGGAAAUAGGAUGCGUGAACGAGAAACUGAUGACUGGGCAUAUGAAUCAAAGAUUAGCCAACGAAUCUGAACGAGCUAUCCUGAUAGAAUUUCUAGCGGCGGAGCUUAUGGCUUGUAAAUUAUUGGAGGUCAAAUGUCCUAAGGAGGAGAAACAAAUGGAAGUCACUAUUGAUGAAAGUGACACUGCGAGAAGCUUGAAAAAUAUGCUAGUCAUGCUGAAGUUUCAAAAGCCGCCGGACAAUAUUUCGCCCGAGACGUUGUUUUCAAGACUAGAAACUAAAUUGUUAGAAGUUCUAAAGACUGUACCAUUUCAUCUAGAUAAACCACUUAUAGAUGUCGAGCUCUCCGCUAAACAGUGGGAGCAACUAGGUAAUUUGCAGGAGGAAAUGCACAAGGAAUACAUAAUUCGUCGUGAAAUGUUGCUCAAACGCCUUGACGUUACAGUCCAAUCAUUUUUGUGGUCUGAUAGGAUAAAGUCGCAGGAGACUGAAGUAAAUCGUAGAUACGAGGAGAGAAGAAAGACUCUGAAAAACGAACCUAAAGUGACACUGGUCGAUUUACUGGCGGCCAGAGACGAUCUAGCGGUGAUCGAGAAAACGAGCAACGCGAGUGUGCGCAAGAAUACACGAAGUAAAAUCAAUAGCGUCGUUAUCGGAGCGGUGCCGGACAGAGGUGGUAGACCGUACGAGCAGGAACCACCGCCGCCGGAGAUGCCGCCGUGGCAGAAGGACAGAGUUCAAGGACCGUCGUCAUUCCAGGGCGGAAGAGGAGGAGGUGGACGCGGCGGCGGUGGCGGCGGCGGCGGCGGCGGCGGCGGCGGCGGCGGCGGCGGUGGCGGCUAUCGAGAUCAUAAAGACGCUAGUAGUAAUUUUGGCCAGAAUUUGGACUAUCAGCAAUCUCAAUACUCUGGGCAUAGAGAAUGUUUUCCGGAUCAUAGAGGCGGGGGAGGAGGAGGCUAUCAGAGAGGCGGCGGUGGAGGAGGUGGAGGUGGAGGUGGAGGGGGUGGAGGUGGAGGUGGAGGCUAUCGCGGAGAUUCCGGCGCGAACUACAGUCAGAAUUAUGGUCAAAGUUACAGUCAGAAUUAUGGUCAGAAUUAUGGUCAGAAUUAUCAGCAGCCGCAGUAUUCCGGCCAGAGGGACUCGUACGGGGGUGACAAUCGAGGCGGCGGGAACUAUUAUCAGGAUAAUAGAAGGGAUGGCGGGGGAGGAGGAGGAGGAGGAGGAAGGGGAGGUAGAGUUCAAGGUGGAUGGAAUCAAGGUGCCAAUAAUUCUGGUGGGAACAGCUAUCAACGCGGCGGCUACAACAGGGGCAGAGGCAGACAAUACUGAAGAUGCCACUUUGCGUAUAUACUUUUAACGAUAGUGAAGGUUUCUCGCGAAGAGACAAACAGAAAGUUACGAGAUAUUUAAAUAAUUAUUCUGGUGAUUAUGCUCGCCGUCACUUACGCUUAUACUAUACUCACACAUGUAACUUUGGUCUCAUAAAAUGUCUGAGUUUCGGAAUAUUUAUAGUAAUAAUGCUGUUGAAGAAUUAUGUAACUUUUUUUAGAUUACAGCUAGCUAACAAUUCGAAAUUGUAAACAUUGCGUUAAGGUAGAAAUUAUUAUUUAUCUCUUUUUCGUAUGUGAAGCGCCAUUCUUGCGAACGACAGCUUUCGGUUUCAUCAUUAUUUGAUUUAGACGUUUAUAUAAAUAUAUAAACUACUGUUUUUCUAUGCAAAUCGAAUAUAAUGGAGAUACAAUAACUAUGUAAAUAUAUGUACUUGUUCGACUGUUGGAAGUAGCGUAUCGAAAUUAAUUUAUAAAGCGAGGUAUGAAGACUGUAAAUCAAGUCACUUAAAUUUUGUAUCGGAUCACGCAUUGUAUGAUGUAAAAAUAUAUCCAAAUGAGCAAUAUCGUAUGCUUGCAAGCAUAA
This is a messenger RNA of Wasmannia auropunctata (little fire ant), 2455 nucleotides long. RefSeq names its product protein FAM98B. Gene Ontology annotation, cellular component: tRNA-splicing ligase complex. Lineage: Eukaryota; Metazoa; Arthropoda; Insecta; Hymenoptera; Formicidae. The record is from RefSeq and is a predicted model, not a curated record.